This is a messenger RNA of Oryza brachyantha (malo sina), 1579 nucleotides long. Its product is annotated as BRAP2 RING ZnF UBP domain-containing protein 2. The record is from RefSeq and is a predicted model, not a curated record. Gene Ontology annotation, biological process: protein ubiquitination; Ras protein signal transduction. The transcript is spliced from 12 exons. Gene Ontology annotation, molecular function: zinc ion binding; ubiquitin protein ligase activity. Gene Ontology annotation, cellular component: cytoplasm. Lineage: Eukaryota; Viridiplantae; Streptophyta; Magnoliopsida; Poales; Poaceae. Bases 89 to 1483 code for a protein of 464 amino acids.
ACUCUGCUCGAGGAAGCAACAAUAAUCUCAGCGAAAGAGAUUGAUCUCUUUUCGCCAUCGACUUCUGCUUCUCUCGCCGCCGGCGGCCAUGGCGAUCGCCGGCGAAACCAAAUCCCUAGCCCCUUCCGCCUCUUCCGCAUCGUCCAACGUCGCGCUGGAUUCCGUGCCCUUCUCCUCCGGGAACCCACUCAUCGAGGAGGCCCGCGGCGUCGUCGUCCUCCACCCCGACCCACCCGCCGCCGCCUCGUCCUCGUCCGUUCUCCCGGUAGGGCGGAAGCCGCGGGUGUGCGUGCCGGCCGUGCCGAACCACCUGACCUACGCCGACUUCUGCCACUUCUGCGCAUUCUUCCUCGAGCACAUGCUCGAGAUGCGCAUCGUCAGGAUUGAUGGGGUGGAGGACCAGUACAGUGUUCUUAUAAAGUUCGACAGCCAGAGUUCCACGGAUGACUUCUACAAGCACUUUAAUGGGAAGCCGUUCACAUCACUGGAGGGUAAUGUUUGUCAUGUUCGUUUUGUGGAAGACGUCCACUAUACACAAUUGAUUGAGCACGCACAUAGCUCAGCUACAAGCUCAGCAGAGCAACCGACCUGCCCAGUGUGUCUUGAACGACUUGACCAAGAUCCUGGAGGCAUUCUGACGACAAUAUGCAACCAUUCUUUCCACUGUUCGUGCAUGUCAAAAUGGACAGACUCUUCGUGCCCAGUUUGCAGGUACUGUCAACAACAACCAGAGAAAUCCACGUGUUCGAUUUGUGGAACAUUAGAAAAUCUUUGGAUCUGUGUAAUCUGUGGCCAUGUUGGAUGUGGAAGGUACAAAGGUGGUCAUGCUAUUGAACACUGGAAAGAAACACAGCAUUGUUAUUCACUUGAAUUAGAAACACAGAAGGUUUGGGAUUAUGCUGGAGACAACUAUGUGCAUCGUCUGAUCCAAUCGAAAACAGACGGGAAUCUGGUUGAGUACAAUCUCUAUGGUGAUCAUUCAGCAAAUGGUAUGUGCUCGACAUGCAGUGGUGAUGCUGGGAUCGGUGAAGCUCUGCUCAACAGUAAAGUGGAAGAUAUUGUUGAAGAGUACAAUGAUCUCGUGACGUCUCAGCUUGAAAAACAAAGAAAUUACUAUGAGUCACUCCUGCUAGAAGUCAAAGAGGAUACCCAGAAACAAAUUGUUGCGGCUACUGAGAAAGCGAUGGGCACAAAAGUACAAAAGUUACAAGCAAAGCUUGAUAAGUGCAUGGAAGAGACAAAGUUUCUUAACGAUAUUCAUGAAAGCCUUGUAGAAAAUAUGGAGAUGUGGAGAGAGAGGAUUCAAAAAGCAAAAGAAAGGGAACAAGCUGCCAUUAGAUUGAAGGAUAAAAAGAUUGCGAAGCUGGAGGAGGAGCUAAGAGGUUUGAUAGCCCAUUUUGAGUGCCAAAAUACUGUGACAGAAGCUUCAAACUCUAUCUCAAGCGAUAUGAAACUGGAGGACAACUCUUCCCAUACAAUCUGAAUCAUCUGCAGGUAGCAGCAGAAGUAGCCCAAUUUGUAGCGAUUUUUUGAUUGGCUGGCUGGGGAUUGGAGAUGAAGCAGUCGAGAAAAAAGAUGG